Messenger RNA from Pecten maximus, 1722 nucleotides. RefSeq lists its product as uncharacterized. The transcript is spliced from 7 exons. The record is from RefSeq and is a predicted model, not a curated record. NCBI's taxonomy places the organism in Eukaryota, Metazoa, Mollusca, Bivalvia, Pectinida, Pectinidae. Bases 114 to 764 code for a protein of 216 amino acids.
GUUGUGACGUCAUCAUUAUGUGUGUAUAGCAACAGAACAGCCAUCUGUUUACGGCGCCGAGUUCUGGUUGAAGUUUUAGAGCGGGAUUCUUCAACGCUUUUAAAAUUAUCAUUAUGACUUCUGCAUGUAGUAUUGAAGUCAUAGUGCAUGAAAUGUGUGUGGACAUUUUCAGAGAGGCUCUUGCAGAAAUGGAUAAAGAGGACAUGCAGAUUCAUUUAGCUGAGCCUUCUCCAGUACCACUGUUUGUAUCGGCAGGUAACAAGAAGCCACAAUUAUUGCUGUCAUGCCCUGCCAAACCUGAUACGGCAGAUAUGUUUACAUCAAAGUGUAGAGAAUUCCUCCCCAGGCACAAAACAUACUGUGAUGUGUCAGCCAUGCGUGAUGUGUCAAUGACCAAGUGCUGGAUAGAGUGCUCACCAGAUAUGGAGGACCAGAAUCUCCGCCAGAAACACAAACAACGUGUAGAUUCAUGGAGAAAUCUCCUCACCAUCAACAACACAAAGGAGACCCUCCUCCCCUGUGUGUUCAGAUACAAAGCCACAAAAUCUCUGCUGGACUUCAUCUGCCCAAUGAAGAAAACAAGGACAGAGGAAUUUGAAAUUAUUGAUCUGAAUGACAUCAUUCCCAAGAUUGUCAUCAACUUCUCUGAUGGUGUUAAGGAGGCCAGAUCACAAGUUACAUGCAAAGAGAUGUCAAGGAAGUCGCGUGACAGCAGCACUAAGCGGAGGAACAGGUUUCCGGGAUUUAGCAUUUUCUGUAACUAAUGAUCUGAACAGCUGAUCAGGAGCAGUUUAUUUGUGUUAUUUGCAGCAGAUUCUACCUUCUUAAGUAGGCAGCACAUAAUUCACAGAAUUUAGUCAAAUUUCACUGCUGAGGAAAGAAGACUGUAAAAAACACAAUUGUUAUAUUAAUUAUAGGAUCACAGAACAUUUUCAAAUAACAUUGUCGAUGAUUGAAAUGUAUUCAUUAAGGGAGAGAUACAAGGAAAAGCAAAUUGAGAAACUUUGAACCACAUGGAAUAAUUUCCAUUUAAUAAAUGUUAGAUAAUGAAAGAUUACUACAUGUAUUUCAAUAAGAUAUUUCUUUGUUCAUGUUCCUAAAGUGAUAAAAGUGCACGCUCAUUUUUAACUGAAGUCUUCUCUCAGGUUUUUGGUCAAAUAUUGAAUAUUCUUUUAAAUUUUGUAAACUUAAUUUGAUAUGAAAACUUUCAUUGUAUCUUUUUAGUAAUACAUUUGUAUAAUUUAGAACUGUGAAUUUGUGAUUGAAUUAACUCUUACAUGGUACUUAUAUAAAAAUUUUACAUAUAUUUAUGAUACCUAUUUUUAGCUUUACAUUACACUAUACAUCUCUGAUGCCAUUAUAACAUAAAAAGUGGUUCUGACAAUGUCAGGAAACAAGGAAAAUUAUAAAUGUUAUCAGUGUGAUUUUUAAAAGUAGAUGUAGAGUGCCAAAUUGUCAGAAAAUAAAGUCAACUUUUCAUUAAAAACUAAAAUGACUCAGGUGAUAUUUUUGUUUCGUAUUAUUUGACAGUAAUAGUAUUAUAUUACAAUGGAUUAUCAUACUAGAAAUAUACUAGAGUUAGAGAGGAACUCAACUAGUCAAGCUUAUUUAACUAUAUGCAUGUAUAUGUAUUUGAAUAUUAAGAUGAACUGCAUCACUUGAACAAUGUACAUCUAUUGACCUAUAUAUAGUUUUCCACAACAUGGCUGGGAUCAAAUUGAA